Molecule: messenger RNA, 679 nt
Organism: Mycena citricolor
Lineage: Eukaryota; Fungi; Basidiomycota; Agaricomycetes; Agaricales; Mycenaceae
Source: the annotation of a GenBank genome assembly
CUCGUCCGUCAUGGCGGACAAGAACACGACCAGCUCGGCGACUGACACCGACUUUCGCAAGAAGUGGGAUAAAGAGGAGUAUGCCGAGCGCGCUAAGAAACGAGACGCUGACGAGAGGGAGCGUAUGCAGGAUAACGAAGAGCGUUUGAGGCAAGGGAAACGGCCUCGCAAAGGACCGAGAAAAGAGGACCUCCCUAAGCCUACUGAACUGAUGAAACAGCGAGAAGGGCCUCUGGAGUUGGACAAAAACUUAAAUAAAACCAUGGUCGUUCAAAAUCCUGGCGGAAAGGGCCCUGGGCAGCCUGGCUUCCAUUGCGACACGUGCAAUAGGACAUUCAAAGACACAGUGGGAUAUUUGGAUCACAUUAACAGUCGAGCGCAUCUGCGUGCCAUUGGGCAAACGACGAAACUGGAGCGGUCGACUUUGGAACAAGUGCGCGCCCGUAUCGCUAUGCUACGUGAAAAGACAAGAGAAGCCACGACUGCUAAAAAUUACGACUUUGAUAAACGAUUAGCACAAGUCAAGGCGUUCGAACUUGCUAAUCGCGAGGAGAAGAAAGCGGCGAAGAGAGCAGAGAAGGAAAAACUCCGCCUUGAAUUGAUCAAAGAUUCUGGUGGUCCAGACGAUGAUAUGCAGCGCAUGAUGGGUUUCGGGGGUUUCGGUUCGACAAAGAAAUGA